GCUGACACGUGCUGUGUGCCUGAUUGAGGAGCCCUCUGUAAUGACCUCCGGGGUUAGGGCUAGGGUCUGUGUCACCUGUCAUUUUCCAUCCUGUGGCAAGUAGGGACGUGGGCAGAGAGCACAGGCUGCCCUGUCUGCCCCCCUAGCCUUUCUGGUUUCUCACUCAUACCCUGGACUCCUUGGUGCAUGGCUGUAGUGCCCAGCCUUCUCAGCGGCAGCACUGAGAACUCAGAAAACCGACCCAAGUCGGCUCCAUGCGCCUUCGUCCACAACCAGGCUCCCUAGGCAUGGAGCCCUUCUUCCGGAAGAGGCUUACUUUCUUGUCCUUUUUCUGGGAUAAGAUCUGGCCAGCGGGUGACUCGGAGGAAGACAUCCCCCGGUUCCAGGGACUCGACGACAACUCAGUGCUGGAGCAGCCCGCUGCCUUUGAACCUUGCAGCUUUCCCGCCCCACGUGCCCGACUCUUUCGUGCGCUCUACGACUUCACUGCUCGGUGUGCAGAGGAACUGAGUGUCAGUCGCGGGGACAGGCUCUACGCCCUCAAGGAGGAGGGUGACUACAUCUUUGCACAAAGGCUUUCUGGGCCACCCAGUACGGGACUGGUUCCAGUCACCUAUCUUGCCAAGGCCACCCCUGAGACACCCUCAGACCAACCCUGGUACUUCAGUGGGAUCAGCAGGACUCAGGCCCAGCAGUUGCUCUUGUCUCCUGCCAACGCCCCAGGGGCCUUCCUCAUCCGGCCCAGCGAAAGCAGCAUCGGGGGAUAUUCUCUGUCAGUCCGGGCCCAGACCAAAGUCUGCCACUACCGCAUCUGCAUGGCACCCAGUGGCAGCCUCUACCUGCAGGAAGGCCGGCUCUUCCCCAGCCUGGAUGCAUUACUGGAUUACUACAAGACAAACUGGAAGCUGAUCCAGAACCCUCUGUUACAGCCCUGCAUACCCCAGAUACCCCUGGCUCAGGACGAAUGGGAACGGCCACGCUCAGAGUUUGUCCUUCGGAGAAAGCUGGGUGAAGGCUUCUUCGGGGAGGUGUGGGAAGGCCUGUGGCUGGGCUCUAUGCCUGUGGCGGUGAAAGUUAUCAAAUCAGCUGACAUGAAACUGGCAGACCUCACCAAGGAGAUUGAGGCACUGAAGAGCUUGAGGCAUGAGCGGCUGAUCCGGCUGCAUGCCAUAUGCUCCGUCGGUGAACCUGUGUACAUCGUUACCGAACUCAUGGGCAAGGGCAACUUGCAGGUCUACCUGGGCAGCCCUGAGGGAAAGGCUCUGAGCCUACCUCAUCUACUGGGGUUUGCCUGCCAGGUAGCUGAGGGCAUGAGCUACCUGGAAGAACGUCGUGUUGUUCACCGGGACUUGGCUGCCAGGAACGUGCUGGUGGGUGAUGACCUCACCUGCAAGGUGGCUGAUUUCGGCCUGGCCAGGCUGCUCAAGGAUGAUGUCUACUCCCCAAGCAGUGGCUCCAAGAUCCCUGUGAAGUGGACGGCACCUGAGGCCGCUAAUUACCGCAUCUUCUCCCAAAAAUCAGAUGUCUGGUCCUUUGGCAUCCUCCUGUAUGAAGUCUUCACUUAUGGCCAGUGUCCUUAUGAAGGAAUGACCAACCAUGAGACACUACAGCAGAUCAGUCGUGGGUACCGGCUGCCACGCCCAGCUGCCUGCCCAGCAGAGGUCUACAUGCUUAUGGUGGAGUGCUGGAAGGGCAGCCCCGAAGAGCGCCCCACCUUCGCCACACUGAGGGAGAAGAUGAGUGCCAUACACAGACGGCUCCAUCCGAGCCUCACGUGACCCAAGUCUCUAGCCCCACAUGCAGCAGUUAUGGCA
Phodopus roborovskii (desert hamster) is the source of this 1814-nucleotide messenger RNA. RefSeq names its product src-related kinase lacking C-terminal regulatory tyrosine and N-terminal myristylation sites (gene Srms). Gene Ontology annotation, cellular component: extrinsic component of cytoplasmic side of plasma membrane. The coding region runs from base 255 to 1778 and encodes 507 amino acids. Lineage: Eukaryota; Metazoa; Chordata; Mammalia; Rodentia; Cricetidae. Gene Ontology annotation, molecular function: signaling receptor binding; non-membrane spanning protein tyrosine kinase activity; ATP binding. The record is from RefSeq and is a predicted model, not a curated record. Gene Ontology annotation, biological process: cell surface receptor protein tyrosine kinase signaling pathway; protein phosphorylation; cell differentiation. The transcript is spliced from 8 exons.